This is a messenger RNA of Mus caroli (Ryukyu mouse), 2290 nucleotides long. RefSeq names its product protein CutA homolog. Gene Ontology annotation, biological process: response to metal ion. The record is from RefSeq and is a predicted model, not a curated record. Lineage: Eukaryota; Metazoa; Chordata; Mammalia; Rodentia; Muridae. Gene Ontology annotation, molecular function: copper ion binding.
AGCUGGAUAGUGUCCUGGAAAAAGGUGUGUGCAGGGGAAGGAGUUGCAGCUUAGGCUUCAGUGCCCGCCUCCCAGCCCGCACCCUACCUGAGGCUGUAGUUCACGGUUACUGCCUAGGGCUAAAUCCCCAAUCCCCAACACCACCAUGGACAGACCGGAAUCACGGUGCCCUCCACCGGGCUCCCUCAGGCUCGUCCUUACAUGCCUCCUGAUCCUGACAGCUGUUCUGACGUUACCCAUGCUCAGGACCUUUAGCCUCUGGCUCCACUCUUCCCUCACUGGGAGCUAUGUCUCUGGCUCUUAUUCCAUCGUUUUUGUCAACUGUCCCAAUGAGCAAAUUGCCAGAGACAUUGCCAGGGCCAUCCUGGAUAAGAAGAUGGCUUCGUCUGUGAACAUCUUGCCGAAGACCUCAUCCCUGUAUUUUUGGAAAGGAGAAAUAGAAGAAGGCAUUGAGGUCUCACUGCUAAUAAAGACAAAGACUUCCAAGGUCUCCCAGCUGUUUGCCUAUAUGAGGUUGGCGCAUCCUUUUGAAAUCCCAGAGGUCUUCAGUAUUCCCAUGGACCAAGGAGAUGCUCGCUUUUUACGAUGGCUUGAGGAGGGAAUGAAGGAGAACUAAGGGGAGAGAACCUUAUUGUGCAGGCUUCUGCCUCUAGCCUUUGUUGACUGUGUUCUGGGAAAAAGCAGGCCUCUUUCUGCCUCCCAUUGAAUGUUCCUAACAGCAGACAGGUUCUAGCUGACCUGUGCAUGCUGAAUGAAGGGCUGAGAAUUUCAAGGCUGGAAGUGAAAGCCAAUCAGGCCUCCAAGAACCAAGUGGAACCGGUUUCUGAGUGCCGUGUGUUUGCAGGUGGCCUGAGGGUACGUGGGUAAGGAUGAGGAACUGAGGGGAGGCAGCAGUGACAGUGAGGUUUCUCGUCUUCAGGCUCUGGCUGACCAUAAAGUACCUAGGGUAUGAUUGUUCCUCUAUUUCUUGUGGGAAUAGGUGACCUUGAUCAUCUAGGGGUAUGUGGGAGAGCUAUUUUCUAAAACAAUUGAUAUGGGCUCUAUUCAAAACAAUGAACAGUCCUGGUAAGAUUAGAGGUCAACAGAAUUGAUUCUUCCUUUUGAAUCUUGCAGAGGUGAAGCUAGGAAAGGGGGUGCUUGAGCCUACACAGACUAGGGGGAUAUUAGGGCUUCAACACAGACUCGUGGGUUGGGACUAAAUCUUGAUUUUUUUUUUUUUUUACUGGAUUUAAUAUACUAGACACAAAUAUCCUGGAGAUGUAGGUUCUGAGCCCUGGGGACCUGCUGGGACAGUGUAUUUUUUUUGGAUUUGCUAGACAGAGCUUCUGAGGUUGACAGAGGAACCCCUGAACUUCUCAAGGAAUGUGACCAUCAUCUACGUUCCAAGUGAAACUGUCAGAAGUUUGUAAAUCACUGUUGUGAUUCUCUCCAUUUUAUGCAUUAUCACAAAGCAGUGCAUUUCAUGGAAUUUCAGAAGGGGGGGCCAUAUUGAAUCACAGCCUAUCCAAGGUUUUUCAUACCAUGCUGAGGUGUGAGCUACACCGGUAUCUUCUACGCUGGUCCCAGGCAUCUCUGAAGAGAAGAGGGAAGGAUGAAGGAUGCUGAGCCCAAAGCUCUGAAAAUGCAGAGGUGAAACAAACCCCAUUCCCGAAUCUCACAAGCUAACUCCACAGUGGGCAGCCCACGGGUGGUUAGAGUUGGGGUACAGACGGCUAUAGUGUCCUGGUCUCUUCAGUGGCAGUGGGAGGGGUGGGUUCACAUAAGACAAAUAGAACCACAUUCUAGUUCUAAUUGCUGUGUGUCUCCCACCUUGAUGUCCCCAAAUACCAGAUGGUCCAAGGGCAUACCUCUGAAAACCUGGUCAGCACUGUAGCUGAGGCCCUUCCAAAGGACUAGAGAAUUCCACUGGUGGUUUAGGGGGCUGAGGAGUGGAGAUUUCUGGUCUUAAAAUACCAGUUUCUGAAGUAUACCCAAGUCUUGAAAACCCUACUUAAAAUGACCCCAGAUGGACCAGGUUGCUUUUUGGAGAAAGUCCAGUUUGUAGGUCUUCCUUUCAGAACGCUGUCCUUUCCAUCCCCACCUCAAGUGUCCCCUGUGUGGCAGAUGGGUGACCCUACCCUGUACUGUCCCUGUGCUCAUGAAGUCCCCUCUACCUUUGAAAAGCCUCUCUCCUGGGCCGGAGGUCAGAGGCCUGUCUGAAUCUUGUUGAUCUCUUGCCCAAGGCUUAAGAAUUACUUCCCAAGUUGACAUUUCAGUUUCAAGGAUUUAAAUAAACAAAGCUUUCUCUACA